CCUCCUUCACAUUCCAGGCCUGCCCAGGCUCCUCUCCAAAGGUUUCAAAGAUGGAGCCUCUCACAACUAGUUAUCCUCUGAAAUACUCAGUGCACAAAGCCAGGAUCUUUGCUGUCUUCCUGUCAAUGGUUUUGUGCACCACCAUUCUCUGCCUGCUGCAACUCAGGUUUUUCAAACCUAAAAUCAAAGAUUUCUAUUCUUUUGAAGUCAAGGAUUCGCGAGGAAGGAAUAUUUCCUUGGAGAAGUACAGAGGGAAAGCAACUUUGGUUGUAAACGUGGCCAGUUACUGCCAAUACACAGACAAAAAUUACAUCGCCCUGCAAGAGCUGCACAGAGAGUUUGGUCCCUCCCACUUCACUGUGCUGGCGUUUCCCUGCAACCAGUUUGGAGAAUCAGAGCCUAGUUCAAGCCAGGAAAUAGAAUCUUUUGCCAAAGGAAACUAUGGAGUAACAUUCCCUGUUUUCCACAAAAUCAAGAUCCUAGGAUCAGAAGCAGAUCCAGCCUUUAAAUUUCUAAUAGAUUCUUCAAAGAAAGAGCCUCGAUGGAAUUUCUGGAAGUACCUUGUCAGCCCUGAGGGUAAAGUUGUGAAAUUUUGGAGACCUGAAGAGCCAAUAGAAAGUAUCAAACCAGAGGUAACAUCAUUAAUCAGGCAGAUUAUCAUGAAGAAAAGAGAAGACCUCUGAAAAAGCCACUCAACGCCAUGGGUAUACAGCCUUUCUACAUUCCUGGGAAAUGUUGCUAGAAGCUAAACCAUCAGGUGACUUUGCUACUCUUUAACUUUGGUGUUUGCAACUUGUUUACUAGUUCUGGAUUGGCUCCUGCCGUGGCCUCAAGAAACCAGCCCAGUGAGGUGCUCAGGACUUUGCAGGGAGGGACUAUCAAUUUGCAAAAAGGGUUUAUGAUUUCCUUUUUUGAAUUGCUGACAAUAGCUAAUUAAAAAUGUCAUCUGCAGGUAAAUAGUUAGAAAGAAGGUUUACUAAUAAAUUACUCAUAUUUACACAGUUUUUUUUCCCCAUUAUACCAGUAACACAAGAUUUUAUACUCCAUUAACACAUAAUUGCCCUGUCAUGAAAGACAUGGGACCCAGAGACAUCCAUAACAGGGUUUCACGUAUGUAACUGAAGAUAUCAGCUUUGCAAUAUCUUCUCAAGGAAGACUACUGAAUUGUGAAGCUGCCAGUUGCAAAAAAAAAAAAAAAAAAAAAGUACAUAGAAAAUAAAAUUAUUAAAAGAAGCACAAAAAUUGAAAUAAAGUUUGUUUGCUGCUACAUAUUUUACAUUUCAGUUCUCCAACACCUGUAAAGCCCUCAACCUUCUCCAUACAUUUGUGCUGCAGUACAGUGCCUCAGAUGUGAGCUCCUCUCCUGGUGGGUUAUUUCUCUUCUGACCUGGAUGAAGGCAGGGCCUGUGUAAAUAUUCAUGGUUACUUACCAAAGGAUUCAGGGGGCAGCUAAAAUCAAGAGCCUGGCACUCUUACAAACAUCUUUCUGACACAGUCCAAAAAAAUGCUCCCCAGCCACCCAUCUACCUCUCAUCUCUAGAACAAAAUGGCAACCUUCAAGGAGAAGUAGAAGGGGAUGCAGGCUCAUGACUCAAGCCCCACUCUUCUCACCUUGCAAACUCCUCAGUCCUGCCUGUAACUGCAUUUCCAGUUCUGUUCCUCUCUUCCACUACAAACUGCCAAGAAUUUUGAUUUAUCUGUUUGAAUGGAGAUAGAAAACUUGAGUAAGAAACCUCACUCCAGCUGUCCAUGCCUUGAAGAAGGGCUGAGAUAAUAGGAAUGAGAAAAACCUGUGUCUCAGUAGAAUAGUGACAUUUUCUAUAUGAAAAGGAUGGGUAGAAUUAGUGCUGUUCUCUUGUAAGACUAACAUUGGUUGAAAAUACCUAAAAGUGCUUCAAAACUUUUUCCAGUAAAAACAGCCACCCAACUGUAAAAAAAAAAGUGAGAAAUUCAAGAGCAAUUUUUUUAAAAAUAGGGGGGUUUUCAUGCACUUAUUGAAUUAAUUGAGAAUUUUACAAAAAAUCUAUGAAGAUUGAGUAAUAAUACUGAUGUGCAAGAUUAAACAAAGUCACUCUCAAUAAUGGCAAGCCCCUUUUUGGAAAGGAACUCAAACUUCAUGUGUGACAAUUUUAUCCACCCAAAACUUCAGAACCCAGUUAAGAACUAUGUAAAAGUCUCAUUAGACAAAACAAGCCUGCUGCUGGCGUUUAGACUAGGCUCUGAACUGUUUGCCAUUGUCCUGCAAGAUUCCACAUCAAAUCUGCCAAGACAGUGCCUAUUUUUAUGCUGAGGUCUUGCAUUUUACUCCUUUCUCCUCCUGCAUGUACAGUGAGAACACAUAAUGGGACAUGUCAGGUGAUUUUUGUCACACAUCUCUGCUGCUUUGAUGGAGCAGGAAGGGAACUGAGAUAUGGACCCUCUCCCCUCACUGGGAGCAGUUGAUGGCCCAUGGAACUAAGUGUCAGGACACAGUGUUUUGCCCAUAAAAGGUGGAUAUGUUAAUUGGAAAAUGUACAAGCCUAAAACAUGCAUGUCUGUUCAUGUGAACUACCAAAGCUCCCUGGGUUUUGUAUCACUGAAUAAAAAAUGGUAGGUAUAAAGAAAUGUUGGGUGCUGUUAGUGCAAGUCCCCAAAAAAAAGCUUGUUUUAGUCCUGGUACUGCCUGAGAGUUAUUCAGCAAAUGGGAAAUUUCACCUGGGUCCUUGAAACACUCAAGAUGAACAGUGAGGCAUGAUUUUCUUGUUUGAAAGGGAGCGGGAGGGAAGGAAAUGUGUGCACCUUGUUUGUGACUCACUUGCUAAAGCUCAUAUUGUUUUCCAGAGGACACAGUGUAAUCUUGAAUAUCUCAAUGCCAGCAUUGAGAUCAAGUGUCUUUGCUGGUAUUCAAAAAUAGCAUGUGAUAUUAGCAAACAAGUGGACAGAAUUACUUAACUCACAGCUUCCUGAAUCAUAUUCAGAGUCCAGAGUCCUAAAGAAAGAAGAUUUUGUCCGAGAAAACAGUCAUGGAACUCCUCAUUCCACUAUUUAGUCACAAUGCAGAGACACAACCAUCUUCCGAAGUAAUUUCAAUAUAGGUACCCUUCAGUACUGAUUCUACACAGUGUAAGGUUUUCAAAAUUCACUGUUGAUUAACAUUCCUCAACAAAUUAACAUUCCUCCUUAACAAAAGCUCUGUGUUUUUGUAUUACUUAUACAUCAUGAGACAUGCCAGGUCCUGCAAUAUAAUAUUUAGGGCAGACCACUGAUAAACUAAUCACUUCUUUCUUAAAAGUAUGUUACCAAUUAUUUGGUAAACAUGAAGCAUCUAAUGGCCAAAUCUGCACAAACUUGUGAGAAGCAAGCAAAUAAAAUGAAAGUCAGAAUAUGUUAUUCAAACAAACAUUUAUCUAUAGUCAAAAGCCAAGGAAGCAGUGUGAAUGUAUGUCUGUAUAAAUGUUCACUUAGAGUUACUUUAAAAUACAACAUAUAAAAAUAUAAGCUCCAACACUUUAAACAGAUUGAAACCUAUUUCUUAGAUUCCUGAAUAAUCUCCCCACUUGAAGAUUAAACAUCCCUCCUAUGAUGCUUAACAAAGGUCAGUCCAUGAGUGAAAAAUUUAUUUUAUUUCCAUUUGAGCAAAACCUAUUGCCUCUUUCAUCCUAAUCCUUCAUUCCCACCUCAAGGUCCCUUCAUUCCUUAGGUCUGACAUAUCCUUAUUUUCUCAAACAAAUACCAUUGAACUGUGAGCUUCUCUUUCCAAAAAGUUGCCUGGCAGUGAAAAUAUUCUAAAUCCAUUUCAGUCACAGCAGCAUAUGUUCCUGUAAAUUCAAGUAUAAUACUUGUUUGCUGAGCCAACACAUCAAUGUUCCUUCAAUAUUUAGCGGUGUAAGGGAAACAUACUCAUAUAGGGUUCAAACCUGAAACUAUUACUUAAUGUUUACAUAAUUCAGUAGAUUGUUUAUAAACCAGUUGGGGUAGCUGUAUAACUGCAUGACAUACAACUGCAUUUACUUCUAUACUCUCAGUUACACCUUAUUUUAAACUCUUCGUUCACUCAGUCUGCAUAACCUAUCACAUCUCCCUUUGGUCAGGGGAACCAGGCUGGCACUGGAGCAGAUAGGAACCCAUGAAAUAUUUAAACAGCAGCGUUUAUAUUCUUGUCUGGACUGUGAAGUGCUAAUCUGACAGUGUAGUCAGUUGCUGGUGUGUGAGGAACAGCUAACUAACAAUACACUGCCUGAUCACCACACACAACAGUGGGAUGGCUGUCGCUCUGCACACCUUCACCAACACUGCUGCUCUUUCUCUUCACGGUCCAUGGCCACGUUCAGCAGCACCUAGAUAAAACAAGUAACAACAAAGAGUGUCUUUGGCACUCUGUAGAUGCCUGAAUAGCCAAGAUGGGGAUAAAAUUAACACUGUUGGCUGUGACAGCAAGUUUGGAGAAGCUCACAGUGUAACAUGAAUCAAAAAGAUCAGUGUGCUUCCAGCCUUUAUCCUUCCACAUAUAGUGCUAUGUCCUGUUCACACUGUGUGGUUGGUGAGACUAUGUGCAGCUGUUUUAAUGCAUUGGUGUUAACAAAUUAAGUUAUCUGGAGAAGCAAUGAGAGAAGAAAGGCUCUAAGAUUGACUUUUUAAAUCACAUACUAUGGAAAGGUAAUUAUUUUUUUCAGAUAUAGUAUUUAGGAAGUUAGUGAAAGUGACUUUAAGCCAUUUAGGAAUCUAAUUACUCAAUUAAAAACAAACAAGCAAAAGUCACCUCUCAAAAACUAUCAAGCUGCAUUUGUCAAAUAUUACUAUCAAAAAAUUAAAAUCAAACAUAAAAUGCA
This is a messenger RNA of Serinus canaria (Common canary), 4808 nucleotides long. RefSeq names its product glutathione peroxidase 8 (putative) (gene GPX8). Gene Ontology annotation, biological process: response to oxidative stress. The transcript has 3 exons. The coding region runs from base 51 to 683 and encodes 210 amino acids. Gene Ontology annotation, molecular function: glutathione peroxidase activity. The record is from RefSeq and is a predicted model, not a curated record. NCBI's taxonomy places the organism in Eukaryota, Metazoa, Chordata, Aves, Passeriformes, Fringillidae.